AUGGAAACGUUUAAUAAACUUCAGGAGAAUAAUAAAGAACUUAUCUCUAAAGGUAAAAUCAACUUUAGGAAAACACCUAAGGAUCGUAUUUCAGUCUCAUAUGUUGAAACGCGUUUAGAAGCUUUAGAGAAUCAGUGGCAAUCGUUUUGUGACAUACAUCGGCAGAUAAUUACAGAGAUUGGUAAGAAUGAGUUAGAAACUUCUAGUUAUUAUAAGAAUUCAAUUUAUGACCAAACCGAAAAUUUAUACUUUGAUUAUAAAACAGAAUUAAGAGAUGUUUUAAAUACAUUAAAAACUAAAGUUAAGUCUGUAGCAGAAACUUCAGUGGUAGCGAACAUUAAAGAGACAUCUAAUUGUUUUGUAAAAUUACCAGAGAUUAGCAUACCGAAAUUUUCGGGAAAGUAUUCAGAGUGGACAAGUUUUAAAGAUCUGUUCACGUCAUUGAUUCACAAUAAUAUUAAAUUAGAUAAUGUUCAGAAACUGCAUUAUCUCAAAGGUCAUUUGUCGGGAGAGGCGGAGCAGCUUUUAAGACAUGUUCCUAUUACUGAAAAGAAUUAUGAUGUUUGCUGGACUCAGUUAACUAAUCGUUAUGAUAACAAAAAAUAUUUAUCUAAUAAUAUUCUGAGACGUUUCAUGAGCCAGAAGUAUUUGCAAUAUGAAUCGUCGAAUGCCAUUAAGGAGUUAUUAGAUAAUAUGAACGAAUGUUUAAGCGCGCUACAGAACAUAGGUGUUGACGUCAGUAAUUGGGAUAUCAUUGUUAUUUAUAUAUUCAGUCAAAAGCUUGAUCCUGAGUCCAGAAAGCAAUGGGAAUUAAAGUCAAAUGAAACUGAAGGGUUGCCCACUUUGACUGCUUUUAGGGAGUUUCUAGAACAUAAAUUUAGGUCAUUAGAGUUUUUAGAUACUAAGCAUAUUAUUUCUAAACCUUGUAACGCACGAAAGGCUAUUAAUGUCGCUCAAGUAGAAAGUUCAAAUAAUGCUAACUUUAAUAAUACUAAUUUAAACUGUCAGUAUUGUAAGGCCAAUCAUAAAUUAAUAAAUUGUAAAGAUUUUGCUAAGGCUGAUUAUGAAGCACGACAUAGUUUUAUCCAGACCAGUCGUUUGUGUUUUAAUUGUUUCAGCCCGAACCAUUCCGUUUACUCAUGCCGCAAAACCACUAGAUGUAGAGUAUGUAAACGGAAGCAUCAUUCGCUGCUGCACCCUCCAAAUGUAGUGCAGAGCAUGGAGAGUGCCGAGUCCAAAGAUAAAGGUGUAGUAGUUUCUUCAGCAACCACAUCAGAAGGAGUAACUAAAGUAGAUACCUGUUAUUCAAAUAGUUGUAGCCAAGUCCUCCUGGCUACAGCUAUUGUUGAAGUGGAGUCUCGAACGGGUAGUAUUGGUCUAAUUUAUAGAUGUUUGUUGGAUCAAAGCUCACAGGCUUCGUUUAUCACGGAGUCGGCUGUCCAAGCCCUUGGACUGAAGAAAAUUCCCAACAAGAUUCACAUUUCUGGAAUCGGAUGUAGAAAUGAGUCUUUAGCAUCUAUGUCAGUAGUUGAAAUCAAACUAAAGUCAAUUCAUAAUCCGCAAUUCACUUUGGUCGUCAAGGCCCAUGUGCUGAGCAAACUGACAUCUUUUCUUCCCUCAAAGAAAGUAAAUGUUCAGUUGUGGCCCGAACUAACAAGCUUGAAGUUAGCUGACCCGAAGUUUGACGUACCAAAUAAAAUAGACUUGUUACUUGGCGCAGAAGUGUAUGGUCAGAUUUUAGUUAAAGGUCUUAUCAAGGGUCCUCCCGGGUGUCCCGUAGCCCAGAACACCCAGCUGGGAUGGAUCUUGUCUGGUCAAAUCCACUCAGGUCAAAGUCAAAGUUCAGAGUCGUGCCAAGGAAAUACUAUUGUUGUCAGCAUGCACACCCAGUGCAAUGACAAUGAUCUUUUGAGAAAGUUCUGGGAAUUAGAGGAUGUUCCAAUUAAGAAGAAAAUGCUCACUGAAGAUGAGCAGAAAUGUGAGGAGAUUUUUUAUAAUACAGUGACCAGAGAUGAAUGCGGACGAUAUAUUGUGAAGCUUCCCUUUCGCGACGUCAACCCAGUCUGUAAAAAGGGAAAUUUUAGAGAAAUUGCAGCUAAGAGACUGUAUCAACUAGAAAAGAGAUUAUCAAAAAAUACAGAAUUUAAAGAACAAUAUGCACAAGUAAUAAACGAGUACUUACAUCUUAAUCACAUGGAGUUGGUUCCUGAAGAACAGCGCGAUAAAUCAGAUGUGGUGUAUUUGCCACACCAUGCCGUAGUACGUAAUGAUAAGGUAACAUCUAAGGUUAGAGUAGUCUUUGAUGCAUCCUGCUCUGGAACUAAUGGUGUAAGUCUAAACAAUGAUCUGUUAGUUGGCCCGUCUCUUCAAAAUACUUUGAGGCAUAUCGUUAUGCGAUGGCGCAAACAUCCUAUUUGUUUGGUAGCAGACAUCGUUAAGAUGUAUCGACAGGUGAAGGUAAACCUGGAGGAUGCAGAUGAGUUCCAGCGUAUCUUGUGGCGCGAUGAAUCUGGAACAAUACAACAUUACAGAAUGUUACGUGUUACUUUCGGAAUUGCAUCUGCACCUUACCUUGCCGUUAGAGUUCUGCAGCAAGUAACCUACGAUGAAGGUGUAAAUCAUCCUGCUGCUGUGGAGAAAAUUAUAAAUGAUUUUUACAUGGACGAUCUUAUGACUGGUUGCCAAACGGUCGAAGAAUGCCUGAAAAUAAAAAAUGAAAUUAGUAGCAUAUUGGGUAAGGGAGGAUUUCAAUUGCAAAAAUGGGCAAGCAAUAGUAAGGAGUUUAUGGAAAAAAUAGGACAGAGAAAAGAAGAGAAGGAGUCUAGGAUUAAAAUAGGGGCAGGAAAGGAAUCAGAGGCUAUUCAGAAAGUGUUAGGACUUACCUGGAAUAGUAGCACAGACGAAAUUGAAUACAGUGUCCAAUUACCACAGUUAGAAUUUCCAGUAACAAAGAGGAAAGUAAUUUCGGAUAUUUCGCGUUUGUUCGAUCCUUUAGGGUGGAUAGCCCCAACUAUUAUUACUUCUAAAAUCUUUAUUCAAAAACUUUGGAUAUCAGGUAUAGAUUGGGAUCACGAACUUCCACCUCAUUUGUUACAAGAAUGGCUUACUUACCGGUCAGAUCUUGCAAAACUUAACCAUUUCCGCAUUCCUCGAUGGAUGCACACAAAUGUUGAUGAUAAAGAAGUAGAGCUGCAUGGAUUCAGUGAUGCAUCAAAUCAGGCCUAUGCUGCAGUUGUAUAUACUCGCAUUAUAGAUAAGAAUAAUGAAGUGCAUGUAAAUCUUGUCACAUCCAAGACCAAGGUUUCUCCAAUUAAACAAGUCUCCAUCCCUCGUUUGGAGCUCUGCGGAGCUCAGCUUCUUGCCAAGCUCAUUUUGGAGGUUUCGGAGAUAUUGGAGAUUCCUAAAGAAAAAAUUCACGCUUGGACAGACUCUUCCGUGGUACUUGCGUGGCUCAGUAGUCAUCCAAGUAAAUGGAAAACAUUUGUUGCCAAUCGUACUUCGGAGAUCUUGACAAUUUUAGAUCGAAGUCAAUGGGCACACGUAAAAUCUAAAGACAACCCAGCUGAUUGUGCAUCAAGGGGUGUCAAAGAUUAUGAAAAUUUAAGCUUGUGGAAACAUGGUCCAUCUUGGCUAAGUGAAUUUACUAUCAACUACAGUCCACAAGAAGAAGGCCAAGUUACCAAACUGGAAGAAAGAGAUAAAAGACUUUGUCAUACGGUAAAUAGUAUUGAGUUAGAAGAAGAACUAUUUACAAGAUUCUCAACGCUCCGAAAAUUAAUUAGAACGAUCGUUUAUUUGAGACGUUAUUUUAAAUGGUUACAUUCCUCUCUUAAAAUUGUUUUUCCUAGUUAUCUUACAAGUCUAGAGUUAAACAAGGCAUUGGAAAAAUGUAUAAUUUACUUUCAGAAGAAGUUCUUUGCUUGUGAAAUCGAGAGUAUUAUUAAAAUUAAAUCGGUAACUAAGAAGAGUAAACUUGUGUCUCUUAACCCUUUCAUAGAUAGUAAUGGUUUGUUAAGAGUUGGAGGACGUUUGCAGAAUGCUGAGUUAAGCGAUGACAUGAAACAUCCAAUUUUGAUUCCACGUAACUCGCAUUUAGCACAACUCAUUAUCGCAGAUGCACACGAAAGGACUCUUCAUGGAGGCCCACAGCUAAUGUUUAGUUUUAUUAGGACGAAGUACUGGAUCGUUGAUGCUAAGAAUUUGGUCAAGCUAUAUGUCAGAAAAUGCGUUACAUGUAUACGUCAUGCCCCUCCAUCAAAUCAACCCAUUAUGGGUCAGUUACCUGCAUCUCGAGUAACAGCAGUCAGACCUUUUCGUCAGACCGGUGUAGAUUAUGCAGGACCCAUUGCAAUAAGGACCACAAAGGGUAGGGGUCAUCGCUCUACUAAAGGUUAUAUUUGCCUCUUUAUAUGUAUGGCUACUAAGGCUAUACAUCUUGAAGCUGUCAGUGAUAUGACAUCUGAAGGAUUUAUAGCCGCAUUUAAGCGUAUGGUGGCUAGGCGAGGUCACGUUUCAGAUUUGUGGAGCGAUAAUGGUUCUAAUUUUGUAGGAGCUGAAAAGGAAAAUAAAAAUUUGCUUUUGAAAGAGAGAUCAAGUGUAUCUAUGGAGAUAGCCAAUUGGCUUUCGGAUAACGGCACUACUUGGCAUCGCAUUCCACCUUACACUCCACACUUUGGUGGAUUAUGGGAAGCAGGCAUUAAAUCAACGAAGCACCACCUGAAAAGAGCGAUUGGGAACUCAACUCUGACGUUUGAGGAGUUGAGUACGGUUUUUUCCCAAAUUGAGGCAUGUCUUAAUUCAAGGCCAUUGACUACUUUAAGUGAUGAUGCACAGGAUCCGUUUCCACUUACACCCGGACAUUUUCUUGUGGGAGAACCUCUUCUACUUGUUCCAGGUGAUAAUUAUGAGAAGUCAACAAUAGCUAGUCUCCGAAGAUGGCAGUUGGUACAGCGAAUGACCCAAUACUUUUGGCGACGGUGGUCAAAUGAGUAUCUAUCUCAUUUCCUACACCGGUAUCGUUGGAAUCGUCACUCUCCUGAGCCAAAAAUCGGAGACGUAGCCUUAGUUAAAGAAGAAAAUCUUCCACCAGCCAGAUGGCUUUAUGGAAUAAUUGUUGACAAACAUACUGGUCAGGAUAAUGUUACGCGUGUUGUAAGUUUGAAAUGCAACGGCAUUGUCAUCAAAAGACCUAUUUCAAAAAUUUGUAUUUUACCAGUUAAUAACUAA
Messenger RNA from Melitaea cinxia (Glanville fritillary), 5226 nucleotides. RefSeq lists its product as uncharacterized. The record is from RefSeq and is a predicted model, not a curated record. Bases 1 to 5226 code for a protein of 1741 amino acids. Gene Ontology annotation, biological process: DNA integration. Gene Ontology annotation, molecular function: nucleic acid binding. The transcript has a single exon. Lineage: Eukaryota; Metazoa; Arthropoda; Insecta; Lepidoptera; Nymphalidae.